This is a messenger RNA of Lecanosticta acicola, 669 nucleotides long. Lineage: Eukaryota; Fungi; Ascomycota; Dothideomycetes; Mycosphaerellales; Mycosphaerellaceae. The record is from the annotation of a GenBank genome assembly.
AUGGCGAACCGUACGUAUACAACUGAGAAGCUCUCGAGUGGAAUAGAGACUGACAAUAUCGCAGAGAACAACACCACGAACAAUUUCUUCGCCAAUUUGGCUUUCCGCCCUGGGCCUGGCCAGCCUAACAACAAUCUCACCGCCGCCGCCGCCACCACCACCACCACCAACACCAUGACGCUGGCGUUUCGGCCGCGGGUCGGGGCUGGCAACCCCUUCACCACCACCACCACCACCACCACCACCACCACCACCAUCCCUGCCGCUGGAGGGGAUGCCGGCGCCUCGGCCGGCGAGGAAGACGAGGAGAUGAGGAGGGAGAGGGAGAGGGAGGUGGAGGAGGAGAACGGGGGCGGAGGGGAGCAAGAGGGGGAGUUUGAGGAGAUGUUGGCUCGCCUGGACAGGGAGUUGGAGGAGGAGAGGGUGGGGCAGAGGGAGGUGGCAAGGGUGGAGACGCCGUGGGUGUGGGGGGAGGUGCGUGGAAACACCACCUUCCGCCCCACCCCGUCUCGCGCGGAGAGGAGGGAGAGGGAGCAGGAGGAGCUGGCGGGUGGCCGGGCUGCGCGGCGCGCCUGGUACGCCUCGCUCUCGUUCGCAGAGCGACGAGAGCGGCAGCAGCAGCACCGCCGCCGCAAGGCCAUCUCGCGGUGGGGUGCAGCGAGCGGAUAG